Messenger RNA from Orycteropus afer afer, 1653 nucleotides. The record is from RefSeq and is a predicted model, not a curated record. Lineage: Eukaryota; Metazoa; Chordata; Mammalia; Tubulidentata; Orycteropodidae.
AUGAGGCCCAAGGCAGACAGCGGUGCCUUCCUGCUGCUUUUCCUGCUCGUGCUCACCGUCACCGAGCCGCUGCGGCCAGAGCUGCGGUGCAACCCCGGGCAGUUUGCCUGUCGCAGUGGGGCCAUCCAGUGCAUCCCCCUCCCCUGGCAGUGCGACGGCUGGGCCACUUGUGAGGAUGACAGCGACGAAGCCGACUGUCCAGAAGUGACCGGGGAGGCUCGUCCUUACCAUGGGAAGGAGGCCGUGGAUCCGCGGCAGGGACGGGCCCGGGGCGGCGACCCCACGCACUUCCACGCGGUGAACAUGGCACAGCCCGUUCGCUUCAGCAGUUUCCUAGGGAAGUGCCCGACAGGCUGGCACCAUUAUGAAGGCACGGCCAGCUGCUACCGGGUGUACCUGAGUGGGGAGAACUACUGGGACGCCGCGCAGACCUGCCAGCGCGUGAACGGCUCCCUCGCCACCUUCUCCACCGACCAGGAGCUGCGCUUCGUGUUGGCUCAGGAAUGGGACCAGCCGGAGCGGAGCUUUGGCUGGAAAGACCAACGCAAGUUGUGGGUCGGCUACCAGUACGUCAUCACCAGCCGGAACCACUCCUUGGAGGGUCGCUGGGAGGUCGCGUUCAAAGGUUCCUCAGAGGUGUUCCUGCCCCCAGACCCGAUCUUUGCCUCUGCCAUGGCUGAGGAUGAAAACGUGCUGUGUGCCCAGUUGCAGUGCUUUCACUUCCCCACUCUGAGGCACCACGACCUACACAGCUGGCAUGCUGAAAACUGCUAUGAGAAGUCUUCAUUUCUCUGUAAAAGAAGUCAGACAUGUGUUGACAUCAAGGACAAUGUUGUGGACGAGGGCUUUUCCUUCACUCCCAAAGGGGACGACCUGUGCCUGAGCUGUACCUGCCAUGGUGGGGAGCCAGAGAUGUGCGUGGCUGCCCUCUGUGAGCGGCCCCAGGGCUGCCAGCAGUACCUGAAGGACCCCAAGGAGUGCUGCAAGUUCAUGUGUCUGGAUCCAGACGGCAGCAGCCUGUUCGACUCCAUGGCCAGCGGCAUGCGCCUCAUCGUCAGCUGCAUUUCCUCCUUCCUCAUCCUGUCGCUGCUGCUUUUCAUGGUCCAUCGGCUGCGCCAGCGGCGACGUGAGCGCAUCGAGUCGCUGAUCGGAGCAAACCUGCACCACUUCAACCUCGGCCGCAGGGUCCCCGGCUUCGACUAUGGCCCGGAUGGCUUUGGCACUGGGCUCACUCCACUCCAUCUCUCCGAUGAUGGGGAAGGCGGGACUUUCCACUUCCACGACCCGCCCCCGCCCUACACAGCUUACAAGUACCCGGACAUUGACCAGCCUGAUGACCCACCGCCACCCUAUGAAGCCUCCAUCAACCCGGACAGUGUUUUCUAUGACCCUGCAGAUGACGAUGCCUUUGAGCCAGCAGAGGCCAGCCCAGCAGCCCCGGGGGACAGCAGCGGUGACGGGACUUCGCCCCGGCGCCUAGAGCGACCUGUGCCCUCCACGGGGGUCCCACUGGCCAACCUGGAAGACUCGGGGGACAGCAGCAGCGCCCUGCUGGCACCCCCCCCCCCUGCCCCGAGCGAGGGCGCCCCGUCCGCAGAGGCGCUGCGGGGAGGCGGGGGGCACAGCCCCAGCUCCCUCAACACGGUGGUGUAG